CCAUGUAUCCGUGUUCAAGUGCAUGUACGUCAUUUUCCGGACGGGAAAGCUUGAUCUACAUUCGCUUUUGUUCUGUGUAUAGUUUUUGAGAAACUUGUUAUAAUGUUUUAAGAAUCCUACGCAAUGGCAGAGGGGAGAUCAGAUGCGGAUGCUAGACGUCCAAUUCAAAGCUUUGUUAUCUUCGAUACGGAAACAACCGGUCUCCCAAAACAAGAACCGAAAAUCACCGAGAUGUGUUUUCUGGGAGUCGGUCGAAAAUACCUUGAAGGGUCAAAAGUGGCCGUGGGCCCGCGGGUGACGAACCAGCUGCUGUUGUGUGUCGACCCUCGUAAACGUCUAGAACCAGAGGCUGCGUCGAUUACAGGUCUGGACAAUGAAACCUUGGCUGACCAGAAACCUUUCGACACAGAUAUGGUUCAGCUGAUGUCAAUCUUUCUCAGUCGUCUGCCGAAACCAGUGUGCCUCGUUGCACACAAUGGCGACUGGUUUGACUACCCACUCCUUGUGUCCGAGCUGCGUCAAGUGAGCGGAAAGCUGCAGGGCGAUCUCCUCUGUGUGGACAGCAUCAAGGCAUUCAAGACACUCGAAAAUCAGGAAGCAGGCAAUGGGCAAAGUCCGGCAAGUAAUAGAGAAGUUCCUCAAGGUGAUGCUGGGCGUUUGUCGUCGACACCGAUUCCAAGGAAACCAUCCUAUAAAUUGGAGGAAGUGUACAGGCGGUGCAUUGGAGAAGCGCCCCCAAUCUGUCAUACAGCAGCAGACGAUUGUUUGACCUUGCUCAAGGUCGUGAGAGAUUUCUCUCCGGGGUUCUUGGAGUGGGCUGACAAAGAAUCGAAAUACUUUAGAAAUAUCCCUCCAAUGUACUAAUGUAUAUAUGUCGUGAUGAAACUUUAAUGAUAGAUACGAGCAGGAUUAUCCCUCAAAUUAAGCAUGUUCUUAGGUUUUCUGUUAUUUACGGAAAUAUUGGAAUGUCAUCAUGCAUUCCUCAGGGCUGCGUUUUUGUUUCCCAUAAAUCUCUUGUUAUUUACAAUAAAGUAGCACACUGUAGUUUCAUAAUUUUGUCAAUAGAAUGUUCAGUUAUGUCAAUGUUUGUAAAAAGUCUUUUCUACAACUUAUUCAUGAUUAUUAGUAUCA
Haliotis rubra (blacklip abalone) is the source of this 1131-nucleotide messenger RNA. Its product is annotated as three-prime repair exonuclease 1-like. Gene Ontology annotation, cellular component: cytoplasm. Lineage: Eukaryota; Metazoa; Mollusca; Gastropoda; Lepetellida; Haliotidae. Gene Ontology annotation, biological process: DNA catabolic process. The record is from RefSeq and is a predicted model, not a curated record. The transcript has 2 exons. Bases 124 to 864 code for a protein of 246 amino acids. Gene Ontology annotation, molecular function: 3'-5'-DNA exonuclease activity; nucleic acid binding.